Messenger RNA from Syngnathus typhle (broad-nosed pipefish), 1175 nucleotides. Its product is annotated as aquaporin-4-like. Gene Ontology annotation, molecular function: water channel activity. Gene Ontology annotation, cellular component: plasma membrane; basolateral plasma membrane. The record is from RefSeq and is a predicted model, not a curated record. The transcript is spliced from 4 exons. The coding region runs from base 125 to 904 and encodes 259 amino acids. Gene Ontology annotation, biological process: transmembrane transport. NCBI's taxonomy places the organism in Eukaryota, Metazoa, Chordata, Actinopteri, Syngnathiformes, Syngnathidae.
UCGUCGACAAAAAUAUUCAGCUCCUUAAGGUAGUGGGAGCAAACACCAAUUAGGACAAAAUACAUCCACGCACUUGUGUGCAGAUGAUUGUAAAUCUUUAGCGCAAUCUGUUUGUCACAGGACAAUGUCGGGAGUGGACCAAUUAAAGACCAAGGAAUUUUGGAGGCCCAUAAGUGCCGAAUUUCUAGCCAUGUUCCUGUUUGUGCUCGGCGGAGUUUCCUCCACCAUCGAUAGGGAAUCAGCUCCAUCAAACAGCAAUAGUACAGCGAGCCAGUCGGACCGCACGAAGCACAUUUCGCUGUGCUUCGGUUUGUCCUCUGCCACGAUGGUUCAGUGCUUUGGCCCCGUCAGCGGCGGACACAUCAACCCGGCCGUCACGUUGGCGAUGGUCGUGACCAGGAAAGUGACCAUCAUCAAGGGGGUGUUCUACCUGCUGGCCCAGUUAGUCGGUGCAGUCGCAGGUGCCGGGAUCGUGCACCUCUUCUCGCCCUCCGACUUCCGGGAGAACCUGGGCGUCACCAGGUUGGGUAAAGAUGUCUCGGGAGAACUCGGCCUACUGGUGGAGCUUCUCUUAACGUUCCAGCUGGUCUUCACCAUAUUUGCCUCAUGCGACCCCAAACGCACCGACCUGGGCGGAUCCGCUGCCCGUGCCAUCGGCGUGUCCGUAUGGAUUGGUCACUUAUUUGGGAUUCCUUUCACAGGAGCCAGCAUGAACCCCGCUCGUUCCUUCGGCCCAUCGGUGAUCACGACUAAUUUUAAGGAUCAUUGGGUUUACUGGGUGGGACCCUUCCUGGGCGCCAUCAUGGCCGCACUCCUGUACGAGCACAUCUUCUGCCCAUCUUCCGGCGAACCGAGUCCAGGGCGGGUAAUACGCCGUGAAGCAAAUGGGGGCCUUCACAGAUAAGAUGUGAUCAAGUCCGUAAAGGCACCACCGCGCUCCGUGCGCACAUGUGAAAAAGGCGUGCGGACGUGAAAAAGGCGGCUCUGUAUGGGAGAGACGUUAAAGAGGAAUAAAAACACCCUUGGAAACCAAAACUUGCCCCUCAUCGUGACUCGGAGCCGCAACAAAUGUUUUGGAUUUGUGUAGGGUACAUUGUGACAGACAGCAAACGAGCAGGUGAUCGAGCAAGCGUCUGAUACGAGAGCAUUGCGGUCGCAUGGAGCGUGUUUGAAGU